This is a messenger RNA of Calypte anna (Anna's hummingbird), 5593 nucleotides long. It is a transcript of the gene TLE1, whose product is annotated as TLE family member 1, transcriptional corepressor. Bases 1258 to 3600 code for a protein of 780 amino acids. Gene Ontology annotation, biological process: negative regulation of canonical Wnt signaling pathway; regulation of DNA-templated transcription. The transcript is spliced from 20 exons. The record is from RefSeq and is a predicted model, not a curated record. Gene Ontology annotation, molecular function: protein binding; transcription corepressor activity. Gene Ontology annotation, cellular component: transcription regulator complex; nucleus. Lineage: Eukaryota; Metazoa; Chordata; Aves; Apodiformes; Trochilidae.
CGCCGCGGAAGGGAGGGGAGGGGGGGUGAAGCGAAAGGGCCCCCGGGGGCUUCUCCGGCCGCUCGGGUCCGGAUUUUUCAGCCGGAGAGAACUUUGUAUCCCCGGCCGGCGAGGAGCGGUGGGGCGGCGAGCAGGAGAGGGAGGAUGACGAUGCUGCCGCGAUGUUUUGCGCUUGGGGGGCUCUUGUGAGACGCGCAGCUUCCCGAUGCGCUCCCGCCCGGAGGAGGCUGCAACCAAACUGUGGCACGAAAGAGCUUCCAGUCUGAUUUAGCCGAGAGAUACGGACGAUUUCGUCUUUUUUGAAACAUUUUUUUUCCGUGUGUGUUGUGUUUUUAUGGGUUUCGGUUGGUUGGUUGGUGGGUUUUUUUCCCCCGACCCGACGGGGCAGGCGGCUUGGCUGGUCGGGCCAGCGGGCAGUUUGAGAGGUUUUGUUUUCCUUUUGUCCGAGGAACCUUUCUGCAACUAACGGAAGAGUCUCCGCUGCCUGUGUGGUUCCCCCUAUGCCCUCCUGCGUUUCGUGCAUGUGCUACUGGAGCUGCUCCGAUCGGGGCCGGCUGUGCGGAUUCCCCCCCCUCCUCACCCCCCGCCCCUUCAUUCUCCUCCCGCCUUCUUCUCUUGUUCUUCGCUCCGUGUCUUGCCGAUGACCUGGCCCCUCCGCCGACGCUCGGGAGCUGCGCAGCCCUCCCUGAAGACUUUCUUUCGCCCCCCGGGCUUACGACGGUCCCGCUGCUGACACCGCGUCCCGCUCUCUCGGCUGGAUUUUCCCCUCUAGGCAAGAGGCAGAAGUGGGGAGAGGAGUCGGCUCCGCCCGGGGUUUCCGGCCUUACGAUUGCAUCGGCAACUUGAGAGCCCUAGAGGGGGAUUAUUCGCGGCCGCGCCUCGCGCUCUUCCCCCUCUCUCCCCCCCAAAUACUCCCAUCGGGUCUCGUCCCGUCCCGCCGCGCCCGGGCGCCCUGGGCGCCUCCGAAGGAGCGCGGACCGGUGGUGAACGUCCCGAGCGCGGUCCGCCCGCCUGUCCCGGGCACCCCCAGCUCUCCCCGGCACAGCAGCAACAAAGGACUCCGCUGUCGGAGGAUGUCCCCGCAGCGGGGGCACUGAGCCGCGCCUCGGCCCCGCUCCUGCCCUCGGCGGCGGAGGGAAAGCAGCCGACGGGUGUCGUCGCUCCUGGCCCCUCGGCGCCCCGAGUGUGAAGCCGGGACAGGGCGAGGGGCUCUCUGCGAGAACCGCGCUGCGACGGAGCUCCGCCGAGGCCGGAGCCAUGUUCCCUCAGAGCCGGCACCCCACCCCGCACCAGGCUGCGGGCCAGCCUUUCAAAUUCACCAUCCCGGAGUCGCUGGAUCGCAUCAAGGAGGAGUUCCAGUUCCUCCAGGCGCAGUACCACAGCCUUAAAUUGGAAUGUGAGAAACUGGCAAGCGAAAAGACAGAAAUGCAGAGGCACUAUGUUAUGUACUAUGAAAUGUCCUAUGGAUUAAACAUUGAAAUGCAUAAACAGACAGAAAUCGCCAAGAGAUUGAAUACAAUUUGUGCACAGGUCAUCCCAUUUUUGUCUCAGGAACAUCAGCAGCAAGUGGCCCAAGCUGUAGAACGUGCCAAACAAGUGACCAUGGCUGAACUGAAUGCCAUCAUCGGGGUACGUGGCCUUCCAGGUCUACCUCCUACACAGCAGCAGUUGCAGGCUCAACAUCUCUCCCAUGGCCAUGGACCUCCAGUGCCUCUAACACCACAUCCAUCAGGACUUCAGCCUCCGGGAAUCCCUCCACUCGGAAGCAGUGCUGGCCUUCUUGCCCUUUCUAGUGCUUUGGGUGGGCAGUCUCACUUGGCAAUUAAAGAUGACAAGAAGCAUCAUGAUGCAGAACACCACAGAGACAGAGAGCCGGGCACAAGUAAUUCUCUGUUGGUCCCAGACAGUCUGCGGAGCACAGAUAAACGAAGGAAUGGCCCUGAAUAUACUAAUGACAUCAAAAAGAGAAAGGUGGAUGAUAAGGAUUCCAGCCAUUAUGACAGUGAUGGGGACAAGAGUGACGAUAACUUGGUUGUAGAUGUUUCCAAUGAGGAUCCUUCUUCCCCGAGGGCAAGUCCCACUCAUUCACCACGUGAAAACGGUAUAGAAAAAGCCCGCCUGCUAAAGAAAGAUGCCUCGAGCAGUCCAGCAUCUACAGCCUCUUCAGGAAGUUCCACUUCCCUCAAAUCCAAAGAAAUCAACCUGCAUGAAAAAGCCAGCACGCCUGUUCUGAAAUCCAACACACCAACUCCUCGAAGUGAUGUGCCAACCCCCGGCACCAGUGCAACUCCAGGACUUCGUCCAGGCCUUGGCAAGCCUCCAACAAUGGACCCCCUGGUUAACCAAGCUGCUGCAGGUUUGCGGACACCAUUGGCAGUACCAGGACCAUACCCUGCUCCAUUUGGAAUGGUACCUCAUGCUGGCAUGAAUGGGGAGUUAACCAGUCCAGGGGCAGCUUAUGCCAGUCUGCACAAUAUGUCACCCCAGAUGAGUGCUGCUGCUGCUGCAGCUGCUGUGGUUGCCUAUGGAAGAUCUCCUAUGGUUGGGUUUGAUCCUCCUCCUCACAUGAGAGUACCUGGAAUCCCUCCAAAUCUAGCAGGGAUUCCUGGGGGAAAACCUGCCUAUUCCUUUCACGUUACUGCAGAUGGUCAGAUGCAGCCAGUUCCUUUCCCUCCGGAUGCCCUCAUCGGUCCUGGGAUCCCUCGCCAUGCCCGUCAGAUCAACACUCUGAACCACGGGGAAGUUGUGUGUGCAGUUACCAUCAGCAACCCGACGAGACACGUGUACACGGGUGGGAAAGGGUGUGUGAAAGUCUGGGACAUCAGCCACCCUGGCAACAAGAGCCCUGUCUCUCAGCUGGACUGCCUGAACAGAGAUAACUACAUCCGGUCUUGUAAAUUGCUGCCUGAUGGAUGCACCCUCAUAGUUGGUGGGGAAGCCAGCACAUUAUCCAUAUGGGACCUGGCAGCACCAACUCCUCGUAUAAAAGCAGAACUGACAUCCUCAGCCCCUGCCUGCUAUGCUCUGGCUAUCAGCCCUGAUUCCAAGGUGUGCUUUUCCUGCUGCAGUGAUGGGAACAUAGCAGUGUGGGAUCUGCACAAUCAGACAUUGGUCAGACAAUUCCAGGGCCACACAGAUGGAGCCAGCUGUAUUGACAUUUCUAAUGAUGGUACCAAGCUCUGGACAGGAGGUUUGGAUAACACUGUCAGAUCCUGGGAUUUGAGAGAGGGCAGACAGCUACAGCAGCAUGACUUCACAUCUCAGAUAUUUUCCCUUGGCUAUUGUCCUACUGGUGAAUGGCUAGCUGUGGGAAUGGAGAGCAGCAAUGUAGAAGUGCUACAUGUAAAUAAACCAGAUAAAUAUCAACUGCACCUUCAUGAAAGUUGUGUAUUGUCGCUUAAGUUUGCUUACUGUGGUAAAUGGUUUGUGAGUACUGGGAAAGAUAACCUUCUUAAUGCAUGGAGAACUCCUUAUGGAGCCAGUAUCUUCCAGUCCAAAGAAUCUUCAUCAGUGCUUAGCUGUGACAUCUCUGUGGAUGAUAAGUACAUAGUCACUGGCUCUGGAGACAAAAAGGCUACAGUCUAUGAAGUUAUCUACUGAAAAAAAGAUGGGGAUACAACUUUUAGAAGUUGAACUGGGCCAAAAUUGUACUUAACAGUAGAAAUAGGAAGGGUUUGCCUUUUAAAAAGGAACAAAAGUAUUGAAGUACCAGACCUGGUGGUGAAACUACUCUGAUUUUUUCAAAAUAGAAGACAUCAUCCAGCAACUAAAUAUUGACUACAUGGACCAAACGGAACACAGAGGCAAGAUGAACAGAUGUAGCCUAGGUUUUUGACAUAGUUUUUAAAAGCUGAGUCUACUGAAGAAUGUUGGAGCCUUUUUUUUUUUUUUCUUUCUUUCUUUGUGACCUCAUGCAAAUUGUUCUCAUUGCCUGAAUAUGGGGGAUAAAUACCUUUCUGUUCCUAGAAGUUAAAGUUGCAUUCUGUCCUGUGUAGAGCAGUGGUGUCUCAGAUGAACUUGUUUCCUGGUUCUGCAUCUUGUGAUAUGUUUUUGUAUUUUUGUUGAAGGUCAAGCAUUUGUAUAAAUUGUAAAUAUAUUUAGUUUAUUACAGUAAAGGUUUUAGUAACAACAACCAAUCUUCCCCCCUCCUCCUCCCCUUCCCUACUCACCCUGCUUAUUUAAAACUAAAAACCUUUUGGGGAUAUAAGUAACUUUUUAGAAGAAAAAGAAAACACUAUGUAUAGUUUGAAAAUGGUGUCUUAUUCUUUAUAAUUCUUCCUAGAUUCCUUUAUCAUACUUCGAAGUAGAUGUUUUGACUUAUUAGGGUAUCAAGUCCAGUAGAUACUGUCUUGUGCUACAGAAAACUUAAAAGGCAAUUUUGUACUAAUUAUAGUGUAAAUACAAAAAUUGAACAUUUCAUACAGUUGUGCAGUUUAUUUUAAGUUUAUUCUGAUGUCCCAUAUAUGUGUUCUUUGGCAGAUACAGUAAUAUGUGCCUGAUUAUAAGUCAUUUGAUCAUUUAGGUGACUUCCUUUCCUUUGUCCCCCAGCUGAACAGAAUUAAUGCAAGACUACAUUUCAGCUUAGUACAGGAAUGGCUAUGAUUAAACAAAGCGAGAAUUUGCAUCCUUCAUAUUUUACACAGAAGUGGUGAUUAAUGACCAUUUGCUUUUUAAUGUCUCAUCUGUACUUAGAUACUCAGGUAAAUUCAAUUAAAUUACCAAAAGCGUGAGUUUACAGGGGAUCACUUCAAAAACACUUGCAAGGUUGCAAGUGGAGUGAAUUAACCUAAAUGCAGUUAAACUUCUUAAUUUCUUGUCAGAAUAUUGACAAAGGAAUAUUUUGAUUUUUAACUAAUCCACUGUACCAUUUAAUUAGAUCUAAUUUUCCUGAGUGUCCCAUGUUAUGCAGGCCAAAGGCUCUAUACAUUCAUACUGAGCAAUCCUUAAGUCCUUUCCACUGUCAUAUCAGUGUAUGACAUGUGUGAAGAGCCAUGCUAAGCACCCAGUUACCAAAGCUAUGCAUCUUCAAAUCAAGUUUUCUUGAUGUACUCAAGAGAAAUGGAUGAGCCGAGAAUGUGUACAUUUUAUUGUGUUUUCCAAUCAGCAAGUUGUACAAUUGUGUGCUAGACAAACCUUGCACCAGUGAGGGCAUACAUUUCUUACAUUUUACCAUCUAGUUAGAAUUUCUGUUGCUGAUGGAGAGUAUAGAUGAACAGAAAGAUAUCUUUGAACAAACAACUCAGAUUAUACAAACUGGCAGAAAGGUUAAGAUUCAUCUGUGAAGAGCUGCUUUCUCAUUUUCUAGCAUUUAACAAUGACCUAUAUCACUGCUCUUUCAAACACAUGUAAUUAGAAAGAAAAGUUUGACAGCUAGAUGCAUUGGCUAGAUAGGGAAUUUCUCAUAUGGGUUCAAUUUUUCUCUGAACUUCCAGUCUGAAGGGACAUCAGUUUUAUUUUCAAUUUACAUGACCAUUCUACUGAAACCAUUUUAGAACAUCUAGAAUUGUAAUAGCCUUAAUGUAUUAACUUCGCAGUUGGAAUGUAAAAUGCUAACAAUUCAGGAUAAUAUUAUUUCCUAGACAUUUAAAAUUAA